AUGCCAGAGUUGGCGUUAAACCUCUGUCAGCUGGUAGAGUGCGUGGAUGCUGAAACAAACCCCAUGCUAUCUCUGGAACAUCCAAGUGUGUCCUGCUCUGACAGCAGUGGCCUGCACCCCCUUCCAGAGCAGGGCUGGAUGGAGGAGCAUAUUGGCUCAGCCCUACUAGGUCAGUUGUCCACCAUUCAGGCAGACAUGGGCGAGUUAGAGAACCUCACCAGACCUCUGCCACUGGCAAAUGGAGACGACAGCUCAUCCAAUAGGUCGUCAGGGUCGUCCACUGCCGCAUCUCCAUCCACCUGCCUGUAUUCUCCAGAUGUGGCCUCAGAGGGAAGGGCCCACUACAGCUGGAGUCGCUCUGGGUCUUCACAGGGAUCAAGAUGGACUGCCAGCACUCCCAGCAUUCCCAGGUCUGGGCAUGGCGGCAGAAGAAGCAGCCAGACCACCACUCCCACCACUGGCCACAGAGAGGCAGGAGUCACAACCAGUAACAUCUUUGAUGUUAUUAAUCAUCUGACGCACUCCGACACUGACCGGAAACUCAACCAGGAGUUCAGCAGUGAGGAUGAUGUUUCACUGAAUGAUAUCAUGGACAUGAAGUUCACCCCGGCAGUGGAACCCCUGGGGCAGAUCCUGUCCUCAUGGAGGCUGGUCAACAGAAUCUUCAGGAGGAAGGUCCACUACUUUGGGAAGGAGCUCAUCUGCAAGGUGUAUCAGAUGCUUCUGGACACCGGUAUGGGCAGGAAGCCAAUGGCCCGCCAGAGCAGGUCCGAGCCCAUCCUGAAAGACCUGGCUGCCAACCAUAGGCUCUCCAAUGAAUUCUUCACAGAUGUGCUGUAUAUGUUCAUCCAACGGGCCAUUAAGAAUCUGCUGGAGAACUUCUUGGGUCUGCCGACCACCCCACCGGGUAGAGACAUUAUGUGGAAUGACAACUUCAACUGGAUGUAUAGGGAUGGCUGUGGGGACACCUGCACAUCCAGCGAAGAGGAGUUGUGGGACAGUGACUCCACCUGGUCACGUGGGCUUGGGGAGGAGGAGGGGGCAGAGCCUCUUGGGAGGUGGGCCGCUCAGUUGGAGAGGGGCAGCUCCCUGACCCUCCAGUCCUCCGGCUCCCUCUCCGAUGACAACAAGGAGGCACUAGGGGCCAUCUGCCAGGUCCUGACCACCAUGGUGGGAGACAUCCUGAACAGGACCUGCAACGACGAUUACAAGGCCAGGCUCAUCAUCCAGAAAGGAUUGGAUUCCGGUGCCAGGGACAGGUUCCCUGACACUCCGUGUCCUUCUUCAUCAGAGGAAGAAGAGGAGUUGGUCACGAGUGUCAUGACUGUCUCAUACCCUAAACCAUCCACCUCAACCCAGGCAGCAUGGACUCUGGACGUUUUUCUGCCCAGACCCUGCCAGGAUGAAGAGAAGGUGGUCCCUAACCUCACGAAGGUCAAACCCUUCCUUGAUGAAGAAGAGGUAGUCCCCAGCACCUCCAUCAAGGACGACUCUGUGACGACCACCCAUGCAGCACGGGCAGCUCCUUCCCAGACCCUGGAAGAAGAGGUGGGGGGAGCUGAGGUCUCUGAGGUGAGUGACCGCUCCCUGAUGCCCACCAAGGCCAGGCAGGACCUCCUGGAGAAGAUUCCCUCCCUACUACCGGGCGAGAGCCUUAUUGAGGAGGACAUCCUCCUUCGCAGCACUCCCUGUGCCACCGUCAUGAGCCCACAUACCCUGAAGUUUAUCCUCCAAGGCAUCAUGUGCCGACUGGAGGCCUCAGAGUCCCCCCAGGCAAGGAGGGCCAAUGACCCCUUCAGGCUGAUGAAGAAUCUCUUUCUGGAGGUCCAGCAUGCCCUGACGUAUGCUGACAUCUCUGUCCUCUUCGGCCUGGAGGAGAGCAUCCAAUUCAGGGGGAAGGAUGCGGUGAAGGCCAUCGUGAAGACUGCGGCUAAAAGGUUGUGUCUGCGUUCGGACUCCAACCGGGCUCAACUGCGUGCCGCACGCUCUGGUGGCGAGGGAGCCAUCGGGUGCAUGGCGGACACCAUCGCACAAGUCAUAGAUGACUAUUCCGAGGACUGGAGUUCCGACGGCCAUUUUGGAGCCAGGAGGAGCCGUGCAAGUGGGAGGUCACGCUCCUUAACCUCCUCAAGGAGUGACGUCACCCUCACCAAGGAGCUCCUGGCCCGGAGGGAAACCCUGGAAGAUGACCUAGAGGAGAUGGCUGAUGACAGCACUGGUUUGGAGAAGACCAGUGUAAGCUCAGCCAUCUCUGAGAGGUCCCAGGUAAUUAGCUACCCUUCUGAGAGCACCGAGGCCAGUAGCAGCGCCCUCUCCACAGACCUCGAGGACAGCACCUCCACACAGGUGAGACAGCCAAGAACCAGUAGAUUGUUUAGUUAAUUGGGCAGUUUGAUUGUGAGGCAUCGACUCAUAUCUGUUUCUCUCUCUACUAAGAAGAAAGAGGCUAUGAAGGAAGAAGUGAGGAAGUCAGGAGAGGAAGCGAGGAAAUAACAAGGACCAGAAGAAGAACAAGGUGGCUCCUCUUGGCAAUGAUAGUAAGUCCUCAUUUCUGUCAGUCAACAUGUGCAUCUGUCUUCAGCACACUAUUGGAAUGUAAGGACGGGAGACUAUGAUGAAGUUAUCAGGGUCUUAUUCAUUAGCCACUAACUGGAAGACAGACUAAAACAGGGAGGAACUUCCUUGAACUUGCCAAUAACAAAUGCCUGUGUGCCCUAAUGAAGACGACCCUGAUUUCAUGCCCUGUUCUCUGUCACCUGUUCAGGUACCGUGGCUGCAGAUGAGCCGAAGAAAAAAAACAGGCUCUCCUCCCGCGGAUCACAGCCGCCCUGGCAAAACUAUUUUGCUUCCCCUGCAAAAAAAGAUGCAAAAAGUAACUGUGCAGAAGACGAGUUUGGGAAACCCGUUUAAGUCAAUCAAAAAAAUGUUUUACAGACCCACCUGCAUGCUAUAGAUUCUUAAGGUCAAUUUGCUGUCUACUGUAUCAUUGUUAUGAGUAUGUUCACUGUGCCAGUCAUAUCCCAGUAUAGGAUUUUUCUUUUGUUUGCCUGUUAGUGGGCAAAUUUAGUGGGCGCUCAUGGUGGGUGUCUUUUAGCAGUGGUG
Coregonus clupeaformis (lake whitefish) is the source of this 3102-nucleotide messenger RNA. RefSeq lists its product as uncharacterized. Lineage: Eukaryota; Metazoa; Chordata; Actinopteri; Salmoniformes; Salmonidae. The coding region runs from base 1 to 2382 and encodes 793 amino acids. The transcript is spliced from 3 exons. The record is from RefSeq and is a predicted model, not a curated record.